CGCCACCAAUUGGUGGUCACAAUGAGUGGUCACUCGAAGCCUUCCUCCAUGUCUUUAACUGUGUCCGCAAUGCGAGCGAAACGGCAGACAUUCAGCCGAAGACCGGUGAAGGUGUUGACGGAAUCCGGGAAAGACUUCUUCAGACAAUCCGAUUACGAAGAGCCCAUCAGUUCCGGUGGACUCGAGUACAGACCAAAACAGUUGCCGAAACGCAAAGACAGACAACAGUUCAACAGAUAUUUCGACGACGGCUUCACUGAAGACUAUAUGACAGGCGCUGACGAGGAGUCUGUCGAUGACUAUGAAAGACACCCGAAGAAGCGUUCGGUGAAAGACAAACAGAAAUCCAUAAAAAGCGAUAAUAGAUAUCACGGAACCAGAGAUGACAUGAAUGGCAAAAGACGUGAUAAUAGACAGACAAUCAAAGAGGAAGCGGUACUAAAGCCGAGAAUUGUUGGCAUUCCUGUCUACACGAGAUUGGGUGACAAUAACAAAGAGUUUGUCAAAUUAAUGUCAGACAUAAAGUCCAGAAAACAGAGGGAACGACAGAACCUAAUGAUACUCGAAGGCAAGCGGUUGAUAGGGGACGCCAUCAACGCCGGUGUGUCUUUGAAAACCAUUUACUUCUCGAAAGAAGAGAAUUUAGUAGACAUUGAAGGCUUGGAGCAGAUGGUGGCGAAUGGCGUUCAGCUUAAGAAAGUGCUGUUCAGAGACCUACAGUUGUUCAGUGAUGUGGUGAACAGUCCUGGCCUCAUUGCCGUCGCCCAAAGGCCUACCAAUCAGACUAACAGAUCCAAUGGACACACAUUACCACUCAUUCUCAUCGGUGAUAAUAUCAGAGACCCGGGAAACUUGGGAACAAUGGUUAGAUGUGCGGCGGCUGUGGGCGCCAUGAGUCUGGUGCUGACCAAAGGGUGCGCCGAUGUAUGGGAGCCUAAAGUGGUGCGCGCGGGAGCCGGCAGUCACUUCCGGGUGCCGAUUGUGAGUGGCGUUGAGUGGCCGCUACUCUUCAAUUACCUGCCAAUUGACAAACCCUUUGAUCUCUACAUCGCUGAGUCCAACGAUUAUCAGCCAAUGGGUAGGAGUGGUGAACACGAGAUACCCUCGCAUACAGUGAACACAAUCACCAAAACCUAUUCCCAGACCAAAGAAGUGACUGUUUUGAGAGACGAUUCAUACGACGAGAGCAAUGAAGAGCUCGCAAAGUACCGCAACUCUGCCAUCGCUGUCACCAAUUACUGUGAGACCAGGUUUUACACGUCGGGUAUCGAUAGGCCGGCCGUUCUUGUGAUUGGCGGCGAAACUCAUGGUCUCAGCGAUCAGUCAUACAAACUGGCCUAUGAUUACAUCGGACGCAGGCUUAGGAUCCCAUUGUCUGCCGGUGUGGACAGCCUUAACAGUGCCGUCGCCUCCGCUGUCAUUAUGUACGAAAUGAAGAGACAGUUUCAUUGCCUCCAGAAGUGUGUGCAAAAUGAAUGCAUUCAACAAAUUGUUUAGAUUUGUACCUAGUAGUCAUUUCUAAUGUCAUUUCUAUCAUUUGUAGCGAACAUUAUAUUGAUUGCGAGAUUAAAAUAUAG
Oppiella nova is the source of this 1577-nucleotide messenger RNA. Lineage: Eukaryota; Metazoa; Arthropoda; Arachnida; Sarcoptiformes; Oppiidae. The record is from the annotation of a GenBank genome assembly.